Condylura cristata (star-nosed mole) is the source of this 1982-nucleotide messenger RNA. It is a transcript of the gene RASGEF1C, whose product is annotated as RasGEF domain family, member 1C. Lineage: Eukaryota; Metazoa; Chordata; Mammalia; Eulipotyphla; Talpidae. Gene Ontology annotation, biological process: Ras protein signal transduction; positive regulation of GTPase activity. Gene Ontology annotation, molecular function: guanyl-nucleotide exchange factor activity. Bases 99 to 1391 code for a protein of 430 amino acids. The record is from RefSeq and is a predicted model, not a curated record. The transcript is spliced from 13 exons. Gene Ontology annotation, cellular component: plasma membrane.
CGCGCCGGCUGCUGGCAGCGCCCCGAGAGCACUGCGGGCGUGGCGGGCGCUGUCGAUGGGCCCAGUCGAGAGUCCAGGCGCGCCGGGAGCCGGCAGGCAUGCCCCGGACACUGAGCACCUCCGACAUGGUUACCCCAGGCAGCCUCAGUCCACCCCCCACCAAGUCCAUGGAGGGUGAACAAGCUGGACAGCCUCUCCUGGACGGAGCUCCAUCCUCAGCCUCCCUGGACACCCUGAUCCAGCAGCUGGUGCCCACAGCUGACUACUACCCUGAGAAAGCCUACAUCUUCACCUUCCUGCUGAGCGCGCGCCUCUUCAUCGAGCCAGGGGAGCUCCUGGCCCGAGUCUGCCACCUGUGCAUCGAGCAGCAGCAGCUGGACAAGCCGGUGCUGGACACGAGUGGAGUGGAAGAAAGCUGGCAUGGAGGCAAGAGGUCCACUGUAGAGGCCACUGCAGCCACAGGAGAGCCCAACACAGCCUCAGCCGUGGAGACCAUGGUGGGAAACAAAUUGGAAAUGGAAUUGAGAGAGAGGGCAUACCGAAAGAGGAUGCACCAGCUCUUGCAGGCUCUGCACCAGAAGCUGGCGACUCUGGGCCAGGGCUCAGAAUGCCUGCUGGGAGCUGACAAGCCCAUUGCCUACAGGACCAAGCCGCCGGCCUCCAUCCAUAGGGAGCUCCUAGUCAUCUGCAGUGACCCCUACACACUGGCUCAGCAGCUGACCCACGUGGAGCUGGAGCGGCUGCGGAACAUUGGGCCUGAGGAGUUUGUCCAGGCUUUUGUGAACAAGGACCCUCUGGCCAGCACAAAGCCUUGUUUCAGCAACAAGACUAACAACCUAGAGGCUUAUGUGAAAUGGUUCAACAGAUUGUGUUACCUCGUGGCAACUGAGAUCUGCAUGCCGGCCAAGAAGAAGCAGAGGGCCCAGGUGAUCGAGUUCUUCAUCGACGUGGCCCGAGAGUGCUUCAACAUUGGCAACUUCAACUCCCUGAUGGCCAUUAUCUCUGGCAUGAACAUGAGCCCUGUCUCCAGGCUGAAGAAGACCUGGGCCAAAGUGAAGACAGCCAAGUUUUUCAUUGUCAUCCCCUUCUUCAGCCUGCUCAUUAAAGACAUCUACUUCCUAAAUGAGGGCUGUGCUAACCGCCUCCCCAAUGGACAUGUCAACUUUGAGAAAUUUCUGGAACUGGCCAAGCAGGUUGGAGAGUUCAUCACAUGGAAACAAGUGGAAUGCCCCUUUGAGCAAGAUCCCAGCAUCGCCCACUACUUGCACACUGCCCCCAUCUUCAGUGAGGAUGGUCUUUAUUUGGCUUCUUAUGAAAGUGAGAGUCCAGAAAACCAAACAGAAAAAGAGAGGUGGAAAGCUCUAAGGUCUUCUAUUUUGGGGAAGACGUGAGCAACUCGGAGCUGGAGGUGGAGGAGGCGGAGGAGAGGAAGCCAGCAGAACCUUCUGUAGCCUUGCCUCAGCUGGCCCAGUAAGCAGGGAAGACAUUGGCACUUCGCUACUUUGCAGAUUUGGCGCCCACCAGUGACCACACAGCACAGGAAACUUUCUCCCACCUUUCGUGGAAGCUCAGCCCUGGCAGGGCCAAGGGCCCCCAGACCUGAGGUGACCUGUUCCCCUGAGGGCCCGGCUUUCAGGAUGGUGAGGACCAUGUUGCUGGUCAGCCCGUCUGCCCUUAGGGGAGAUGCGGCACCCACCCUCAGUCUGUGGCCGGGUGGCCUGAGAGCCUCUGCCUCUCCAGCAGCCAUCACGGUGACAUGAGAGGGGUUGUGAGCCCCCCAGUGACCCCGCCACUCUGCUGACGGACCUCACACUGCCUUGGUGGGCUGUUUCUGCAACCCCAUGCACCUCUGGAUCCUGCUGGUAUCAGGGGACAGCUUUCUGGUGACAACUGUGAAGCAGCUCAGCAGGACAAGUUUGAAUCAUGGAGUUGAUAAUGUGUACAGUUCGUUGUAAACUAGAGUUGACAUAAAGGCACAGUCA